AUGAAGCGAGUACCACGUUCAAUUUAUGCCGAUAUAUAUGUAAAAGAAGCUCAUCGUAUUAAGGGUACGCCACGUGUUGCUCGACCAUGGAGGCCUAAAGUUAUCGCUUGGGCUGGCCCAGCUGCAUUUUAUCGUAAUAGAUUUUAUGAGCCGAAUGCUUGGUAUAAAGCACGAGUAACAAAACCAUUACUUUACCCAAAAAUGUAUGUCAUUGAUCCAGAAAAUCAUUUAUUGUCACUGAAGGAACGCUUAGCAGUACCGGAGAUACAAAGAUAUGAUAUUGGUUUCAAGAGGAAGAAUUCGAUACCGAUACCAUCGCCACCAUCGGAGUCGAAAAAUGUUCUGAAAUUGUCUAGGAAAAUACAGUUAACAAUAGAUUUAAAAGCAGUGGAGCAUUGGCAGUUGAGUAUUUUUCAUCACUUUCGCAUAUUUGAUGAUCUUUUCCACGCAAACGUUUUCUUCCAUAAUACACAAAAUAUGCAGCUAAAGUGGGACAGCGUUGGUCUGUAUCAGGGAAAUCUGAUUGAUGCCGCUGAUACAAGUAAUAAGCCAACUAUAUCGGUUGAAUCAUUAGGUGGCGGAUUCAAUUCAUUCGUAUUAUUGAAUCUUGAUGGAAACCCAUAUGAUUGUGAUGGCGAUGUUGUCCAUUGGUUAGUGGCCAAUAUUCCCGAUGGCAAAUCUGUAGCUGAGGGGGCAGAAAUAGUUCCGUAUCUGCAAGUAGUGCCGUUCAAAGGAACUGGUUAUCACAGAAUUGCUUGUUUGUUGUUGCGGCAUAAUGAAGUUGUUAAUUUAACGUCAAGGAAACCAAAAAGUGUAAUGCUGAUGGAUCGAAUCUUCAGUGUUGGCCAAUUAUAUAAAGAGUUCGAAAAACAAUGGACUCCUUCUGCUCUUUCGUUCGCGCAAGCCUCAUGGGAUGUUUCUGUUAAUGAAGCUCUUCAUAGAAUUGGAAUGAAGUCACCAAUUUAUGAAUAUCGGUAUAAUCCGCCAGUGAAAGUGGACCAGAAAGAAUUUCCAUUAAGAUCACAACCGUUUAAUUUAUACUUGGACCAAUUCCGAGAUCCAAAGGAAAUACAUGCGGAUUUGUUGAAAAGGCGUUUGCAAAUGCGAAAAAUAGACAAAAGUCCAGAACAACCUGAAUAUCCUGACAUUGACUACGCUGAACAUAAGAAGAAUACACCGUUUUGGCAGCAUGAUCGCUUGAUGAAAGAAAAUUCUGGAUCCGGUCGAUACAAAGCUCUAUGGAGCAAUCCAAUCAGCUGA
This is a messenger RNA of Cercopithifilaria johnstoni, 1260 nucleotides long. Lineage: Eukaryota; Metazoa; Nematoda; Chromadorea; Rhabditida; Onchocercidae. The record is from the annotation of a GenBank genome assembly.